Arachis stenosperma is the source of this 1683-nucleotide messenger RNA. RefSeq names its product receptor-like cytoplasmic kinase 176. The coding region runs from base 358 to 1593 and encodes 411 amino acids. NCBI's taxonomy places the organism in Eukaryota, Viridiplantae, Streptophyta, Magnoliopsida, Fabales, Fabaceae. Gene Ontology annotation, molecular function: ATP binding; protein kinase activity. The transcript has 6 exons. Gene Ontology annotation, biological process: protein phosphorylation. The record is from RefSeq and is a predicted model, not a curated record.
GAGUGAAGGGGACAGUGAGAAAGAUGAGAGAAAGAAGGGGAUCAAAGGAAACCAAAUCCAAGCUAACAAAACUGGCGGCCACCAGGUCAACCACCCUUUUGUCCUUCUCGAUGGUCUUAUUAAAAACACAAACACCGUUCACACCGUCCAACCCAUCACCAACUAUUUCUUUUUCUCUUUUUUUAAUAUGUGUGACAGCUGGGUCUAACAAAAGAAUGGCAUGGUUAAUUAGACAUGUAAUAAAUUAAUAAUCAUGUGAAACAAGUCGUACCAUUCAUACUUGCAUUUACGGAUUAGCUUUUCUUCUCUUUCAAAUUAAACCUCUCUUUCUCUGCUGCUUGUGUAUGUGUUUCUAUUAUGGGGAACUGUUUUAGUGCCAGGAUCAAAGCUGAGAGCCCUCCGCGCAAUGAGAAGGAUUUGAGUGGUACAAGCAGCAAGGUAUCUUCUCGUUCCAUGCUUAUGUCUCCUCUGACAGAGGGCGAGAUUCUGCUAUCCACCAAUUUAAAGAACUUCAGCUUCAUUCAACUAAGAACCGCCACAAGGAACUUUCGUCCGGAUAGUGUGGUUGGUGAAGGUGGCUUUGGCUCUGUAUUUAAGGGCUGGAUCGACGAGCACACUCUUGAACCCACAAAACCGGGCACCGGACUCGUCAUUGCCGUGAAGAGGUUAAAUCAAGAGAGCACACAGGGACAUACUGAAUGGCUGACAGAAAUCAACUACUUGGGUCAGCUGGAUCAUCCUAAUCUUGUGAAACUCAUAGGUUACAGCUUAGAAGAUGAUCACCGGAUUUUGGUGUAUGAGUUUUUGACCAAAGGCAGUUUAGAUAACCAUUUGUUUAGGAGAGCUUCUUAUGUUCGCCCGCUUUCUUGGAACAUACGCAUGAAUAUAGCUCUUGAUGCAGCUAAAGGCCUUGCAUUUCUUCACAGCGACCAAGUAGAUGUAAUAUACCGAGACUUGAAGACUUCUAACAUCUUGCUUGAUUCGAGCUAUCAUGCAAAACUCUCUGAUUUUGGAUUGGCAAAGGAUGGACCAGUAGGUGACAAGAGCCAUGUCUCUACCAGGAUAAUGGGAACAUUUGGCUAUGCUGCUCCUGAAUACAUAGCCACAGGUCAUUUAACGAAGAAGAGUGAUGUAUACAGUUUUGGCGUUGUACUGCUGGAAAUCAUAGCAGGGAAACGUGCAUUAGAUAAGAACAGACCAACAGGGGAGCAUAAUUUGGUUGAUUGGGCUAAGCCAUUACUCGUCAGCAAAAGAAAAAUCUCACAAGUCAUGGAUUCCCGUUUGGACAGUCAAUAUCCGUUGCGCGAAGCCAUGAAAGUAGCAGUUCUUGCAAUCAAAUGCCUCUCUGCUGAACCCAAAUUCAGGCCUACCAUGGAUGAGGUUGUAAGAUCCUUGGAGCAACUCAAGGAUUCUGAAGACACAACAACAAGUGGAGUGGAAAAAUCUCCAGAUCAAACAGUUAAAACGAAUGGUAAUAGUGCAAGAUCUAGUAGAAUCAGUUCAAAACAACAUAGAAGAAGUAACAAUGAAUCUUUAAAUGGAGAAGGUAGUUCUAAUAAUCAGACACCAUCAGCUUCUCCUCUUCACACUUAGAAGAGAAACAUCGGUUUUCAUUGUUGCUGUACAGAUUUUGUUUCCUUGUUAUCAGUUAUAGAGAAAAAUGAAUUAUUUCUUACAUUCCAA